AUGGCGGCGGAGCGCAGCGGGGGUGGCCGUGGGCGCGGGGCCGGGGCCCGCCGAAAGCGGCUGUGGAGGCCCGCCUCGCUGCGCGGCGUGCUGGGCAGCCUGCAGGAGGGACAAGGAUUUGCAUUUCGGAGAAAACAAAAGAUUGAAAGAAAAUACAGGAAAUUAUUGAAAAAGGAACGAAAGAUCCAUUCACCACAAGAUAAUCAAUUUGUUGAUGCUUAUCCAGAGCACUUGAAACAUCUUUACCUAGCUGAGGAAGAGAGGCUUAAGAAACAGUACAAGACACCAGAUGAUUCAGUUUUAUCAGAAGAAAAACUUAAUAAAGCAGUAGAAUCAGUUAUGACUGAAGAGAAGUUUAAGAAAAAAACAUCAAAUCAGAAGGCAAAAGAAGAGUAUGAGAAAAUAAAGGCUGAGCGUGCUAAGAAGAAAGAGGAAGCAGAAAAAAGAAGACAACAAAGAGAAGAAGCUCAACGGUUGUACAAGCAAAAGAAAAUGGAAGUUUAUAAAAUAUUGAGUAAGAAGACCAAGAAAGGACAGCCAAAUCUAAACUUACAAAUGGAGUUUCUUCUUCAGAAAAUACAACAAAAUACAUAA
This is a messenger RNA of Cygnus olor (mute swan), 594 nucleotides long. It is a transcript of the gene CCDC59, whose product is annotated as coiled-coil domain containing 59. The transcript has 4 exons. Bases 1 to 594 code for a protein of 197 amino acids. NCBI's taxonomy places the organism in Eukaryota, Metazoa, Chordata, Aves, Anseriformes, Anatidae. Gene Ontology annotation, cellular component: nucleus. The record is from RefSeq and is a predicted model, not a curated record.